Molecule: messenger RNA, 2184 nt
Organism: Asterias rubens (European starfish)
Lineage: Eukaryota; Metazoa; Echinodermata; Asteroidea; Forcipulatida; Asteriidae
Product: NADH dehydrogenase [ubiquinone] 1 beta subcomplex subunit 6-like
Exons: 4
Coding region: 26-472 (148 amino acids)
Biological process (GO): mitochondrial ATP synthesis coupled electron transport; mitochondrial electron transport, NADH to ubiquinone
Source: RefSeq, a predicted model, not a curated record
UCGAACGUUCAGAACAGAAAGCAAGAUGGCGGCUUGUCCACCGCUAGCAAGAUCCCGAAACGAUGUCCGUCCUCCGGCCGGAGCGAACCCUAAAACACCCGCUUGGGCUCAGAAAGAUUAUGUCCUAAAGAACUGGAUCAAAGAGGAGAGGCAACGAAGGAGGAAUUUUCUUGCCGAUCAGGUUCUGGAGCCCAAUGAGCCCCGACCAGAAUACCUGAAACCAGGCAAGGCCAAGAAAUUAUGGUUUGCUAUUCGAAAGCCGUUUUGGAACGCGCUAUGGCCGCUUAAUGAAGCAAUGAAUUAUAGAUUAUUUCAUGGCAUCUAUGCAGUAAGACGUUGCGUCACCGUGUUUCUUCUACCGAUGUGGCUCACGCAUUAUGUCAUCAAGUACCAUGUAGCUACCGUUCCAGGAAGUAUUCAAAUCCAGAAGGCUCCUAUAUAUCCAGGUGAUGAGGACAAAGUCAAAGCCUAGAGGGCCAUUUUAUGCUUUCAACGGUUUCUCCAGUUUGCUGUUAAUACAUGAAUGAGAUUUCUUAUGAAGAUUUUAAACAUUUGUGACCCACUCUGUGAAAAUGAGUCAGAUGUCGCCCAAUGCAUUAUUAAGUUAUGGACAGUUUAAUGUGGAAAAUGAAAAAUAAGAAAUAUAUCAUUUUACUUGUAAUUCGUUUUUCACCAAAAAUCAUGUAGUGGCUUAUUUUAAACGGGAGUGACUCAGCAACGCGAUACACCCCAAAGCUUAGACAUAUACCUAAUUACUGCUGCUGAUGUGUUCUUUCCAGCCAUGCAUAACUCAAUUCUUGAAAUUGCCUACAUCUGACUCAUUUUCACAGAGCGGGUCACAUUUGGAAUUUACUUAAGUUACCAUUACUGGAAAGUCAAUUUCUUGUGAAUGGUGGAAGGACUGUGUUAAGUUUAGAGUGUUCAAUACAAUCCAUCAUACAAGGCAGUCAGUGGGAGGUUUAUUAAUAAGACAUGUUUAUAAAAGUAGGUCACUUAAGUUUGAUCGAUUUGUCACACUUCAUACUGUAGUUGGCUUAAUAAUUUAAGUUAGUUCAAAAAUAAGCAAGUGUUUUCUGGAGGAAGUAUUAUAACAAAUUGGGACUUAAUUCCUUAAGAUUGCUUAGUUUCACAGGACACGUAUAGGUUCAAGAUAGAAUUUACUCUCUUUUUUGUUGUGAAACAAGAACUUUUUUAGGUUGUACCAAUUAAGCACAAACUACAUGUAACGUGCUCACUGCUCCAACUAACUUCAAUGGUCCAUCUGUUCUAAUACAACACCAAUGUACGCUUAAAUGGUUGGGGGGGGGGGGCUUUCUUGUCUCGAUGAUUUUGUUAUUGAUUUGUAUGAUUUAUUGGGUGUCUCUUUUCUGAACACUCGAACGGACACAAGUUGAAUAAUAACAGUAAACACAACCGAGUAUUAGAAAAUCCAUUGUACAGUCUAUUGAAUGUGUCACCAAGUUAAAUUCGGACAUUGAAUUCUGUUAAUCACCUCAAUAGAAAAAAUCCUCGGAAAUUUGUUUUUGUAUAGAAAAUAAAUUCCAUGGGCACUUUUAGGACUCUACCAGUCAAAAGCAAUGUAUAUUGUUAUGGUUGGUAAUCAGGUGUCACUAUACUAUGCGAUAUACUUUUAGGAAUCUACCAGUCAAAAGCAAUGUAUAUUGUUAUGGUUGGUAAUCAGGUGUCACUAUACUAUGCGAUAUACUUUUAGGAAUCUACCAGUCAAAAGCAAUGUAUAUUGUUAUGGUUGGUAAUCAGGUGUCACUAUACUAUGCGAUAUACUUUUAGGAAUCUACCAGUCAAAAGCAAUGUAUAUUGUUAUGGUUGGUAAUCAGGUGUCACUAUACUAUGCGAUAUACUUUUAGGAAUCUACCAGUCAAAAGCAAUGUAUAUUGUUAUGGUUGGUAAUCAGGUGUCACUAUACUAUGCGAUAUACUUUUAGGAAUCUACCAGUCAAAAGCAAUGUAUAUUGUUAUGGUUGGUAAUCAGGUGUCACUAUACUAUGCGAUAUACUUUUAGGAAUCUACCAGUCAAAAGCAAUGUAUAUUGUUAUGGUUGGUAAUCAGGUGUCACUAUACUAUGCGAUAUACUUUUUCAGUAAAUGUAUGUUAAACAUCUCUUUGAAAUUUGCCCUUAUUGUUUGCAGUUUGAUUUGAAUAAAUAGUUUAUAAUGUUAAAUCAGAA